Molecule: messenger RNA, 4410 nt
Organism: Colossoma macropomum (tambaqui)
Lineage: Eukaryota; Metazoa; Chordata; Actinopteri; Characiformes; Serrasalmidae
Product: alpha-2-macroglobulin-like
Exons: 34
Coding region: 29-4279 (1416 amino acids)
Cellular component (GO): extracellular region
Molecular function (GO): endopeptidase inhibitor activity
Source: RefSeq, a predicted model, not a curated record
CUUAACCUGGUGUUGGUGAUUAGACAUCAUGGCUGUAAGUGAGUUUCUCAGACAGGAAGGGCUACUGUUAGCCUGCUUCCUCUUUCUCUCUGUGUAUGGACGAGCUUCAGGACCGUAUUUCAUGGUGGCGUUUCCUGCAGUGAUAGAGUCUGGAUCUGAGGCUACACUGUGUGCGAGACUUCUGAAGCCUAAUGAGACUCUGCAAAUGACGAUUUAUCUGGUUCACCGCAACCAGAACAGAACACUUCUACAGGAGAGAGUGGAGGAAGAAUUUCACCGCUGCUCUCAGUUUAAGGCUCCACAGGUUGGAGGUGAAUCAGUGCAGCAGAUCAGAGUAGAGGUCAAAGGUGAAAGUUUUCAGAUGACAGAGAAACGAAAAGUUAUGUUUAAAUCCUACAACCCACUGACAUUCAUUCAGACUGAUAAACCAAUCUACAACCCCGGCCAAACAGUGAAUUUCAGAGUUGUCACUGUGGAUACUAAUUUUGUCCCACUUAAACAAGAGUACAGCAUGCUGACGCUUGAGGAUAAUAAAGGUAACAGGAUUGGUCAGUGGACGAAUGUGUCCUCAACAGGCCUGAUAGUGCAGCUUUCACACAAGCUGAAUCCUGAGGCUCCUGAGGGCCAGUAUAAAGUGAAGGCUAACAUUGGGGAUAGGUCAAUCACACAUAAUUUUAAAGUGAAGAAGUAUGCUUUACCCAGGUUUGAGAUUACAGUGAAAACGCCUGAAAAACAGAGUGUUGGGGAGGAGGAACUGAAGAUCGAGGUUUGUGCAAAGUACACUUAUGGACAGCCAGUACCUGGUAAAGCACUGGUGCAAGUGUGCCGGGCAAGCUUUUUUCGUCGGUAUAAUACAUCGUGUCUGGUUGAAACUGUGGAGAUGAAAGAGAACGGAUGUGCCUCUCCUGUAUUUAACAUGUCGCAUUUCACUGGUUCUGAAUUUGAACAGGUGUUAAAAGAUUGUCUUGAUGCUACUGUUACAGUGACAGAGGAAGGAACAGACAUUUCUAUGGAAAAAUCUGAAUCCAUACAGAUUACUUAUGAAAUUGGUAAAACUGAGUUUCUUGAUUUACCUGAAAGCUUUGAACGGGACACAAUUAUAGAGGGAAAGAUCAAAGUCACAAAGUUCAGUGGAAAACCAAUUCCUAACAAGAACGUGUAUCUUUUUGAGGGUCGUAUUUGGUCUCCAAAGCGAAUUCAAAAUCUCACUACAGAUGUUAAUGGAUUGGCCAGCUUUUCAGUUAAUACGUCUGAUCACUCUAAAACAGAGAUUUCACUGAUGGCAAGUGUCAGUCCAAAAGUCAAAUUUGUGGAAUUCAAUGUACCUUUCAUUGAAAUAAGUUUUGCAAGUAUAGAACGACUCCAACCUGCUACACCUUACAGUCCAGUCUACAGUGAAUUAUUAAUAGAGAGCUUGAAGGAACCGAUUCCAUGUGGUUCUGAAAUUUCUAUAGACAUUAAGUACUACAUUGUUGGAGAAACCACUGAGAAUUACACCACUGAUAUUAUAUACAUGGCUUUAUCUAAAGGAGCCAUAGUCCGUCAUGGAUAUGAGAAAGUUGAAGUGAAAGAAUCCAAAAAGCUCAUAGAGGGAAAAGUCUCAUUCAGACUGUCUGCUGAUGCUGAUCUGGCUCCUGUAGUGCAGGUUCUGGUGUACUGUGUGCUGCCCAGUGAGAACGUCAUCGCUGCUAGCAAGAAUUUUAAUGUUGAAAAAUGCUUCAGAAACAAAGUCUCACUGCAGUUCUCUCCCACUGAGGCAGUUCCUGGUGAGGAAAACACUCUCCAGCUCUCAGCUCUGCCUGGUUCACUGUGUGGACUCAGUGCUGUGGAUCAGAGUGUGUUCAUCAUGGAACCAAGAAAGCGCCUGAAUGCUGACAAGGUCUUUAACUUGUUGCCAGUGACAUCAGUAUCGGGUUAUACCUAUGAAGUUUUUGAUGGGCAGAAGUGUCUGCACAUUAGACAACGUCAGAAAGCACAGCAAGACCAUGUUGACAAUAUUCUAAAGCGUGUGGGGAUCAAGGUGGCAACCAAUUUGGCUGUGAAAAAUCCUGAAUGUUUCAGCUACAGAGAUAUUCCGGAUCGACGAUAUGGUAAAAGUGGGUUCAUUUCAAAGCCUACUGGUUCAAGACAUGCAGAGUCUGGACCUGUUGAGACAGUUCGCAAAGUCUUCCCAGAAACUUGGAUAUGGCAACUUGCUGAAGUGGGAGACUCUGGAUCAGCACAGGUUCCUGUCACUGUUGCAGACACUAUCACCACUUGGGAGACGGAGGCUUUCUGUCUGUCCUCUAGAGGUCUGGGUCUAGCUCCUCCUGCUCAGCUUCGUGUCUUCCAGCCCUUCUUACUGGAGCUCUCGCUGCCUUACUCCAUCAUCCGGGGAGAGGAGUUUGAGCUGAAGGCCACUGUCUUCAACUAUCUCUCCAAGUGCAUUAUGGUUAAAGUGACUCCAGCUCCUUCCUCACACUACACUCUGAAACCCUCCUCUGAUGGAGAGUAUUCAUCCUGUCUGUGUGCAAAUGGUAGAAAGACCUUCAAAUGGACUCUUGUUCCCUCUGUGCUUGGGGUCUUGAGUGUGACAGUCAGUGCUGAGGCAGAACAGUCACAGGCUGUGUGUGACAAUGAGAUUGUGAGUGUGCCUGAGAGAGGCCGCAUUGACACAGUCACACGGAGCCUGCUUGUACAGGCUGAAGGAACAGAAAAGAUCAAGAGCCAGAGUUGGUUGCUGUGUCCACAGGGAAACAGUGUUUCAGAGGAGAUGGAGCUGAUUCUUCCUGAAGAUGUGAUCGAGGGAUCAGCACGAGCUUCUGUUUCAGUGCUUGGAGACAUACUGGGCCGUGCACUAAAGAAUAUUGAUGGAUUGCUGAGGAUGCCAUAUGGCUGUGGAGAACAAAACAUUGCUCUCCUCGCCCCCAACAUCUACAUUCUUCAGUACCUGGAGAACACUGGACAGCUCACUGCAGCCAUCCGUGAGAGAGCUACUGGUUUCCUUAAGAGCGGAUAUCAGAGGCAACUGAACUACAAGCAUGUCGAUGGUGCCUACAGCACAUUUGGCAGAGGAGAGGGAAAUACAUGGUUAACUGCUUUUGUCCUGAGAACUUUUGGCAAAGCACAGCGUUACAUCUUUAUUGAUCCACAAAACAUUGACGGUGUAAAAAAAUGGCUGAUAAGUAAUCAGAGACCAGACGGCUGUUUUAUAAGACAAGGACAACUGUUCAACAACAGACUGAAGGAUGGCAUAAAUGAUGUGACCAUCACUGCUUACAUCACUGCAUCAUUACUUGAGCUGGGAGAUGAAGUGAAGGAUCCUGUUGUGAGUAAAGGAUUAUCAUGUCUAAAGUCCUCAAUUGGCAACCUGACAAACACCUACGCCACUGCACUGCUGGCCUACACUUUCAGUCUGGCUGGAGAGCAUGAUGUUCGAGAGCAGCUGCUGAAGAAGUUGGAUAGUGUUGCUGUUUCAGGAGAUGGUCGCCUUCACUGGUCUGCAUCAGAUGACUCUGACUCCUUGGCAGUGGAGAUCAGCUCUUAUGUUCUGCUAGCUGUUCUCACUACAGCUGAAGUCACUGCUGCUGAUUUGGGCUAUGCUAACAGGAUUGUCAGCUGGCUGGUGAGGCAGCAGAAUCCUUAUGGAGGCUUCUCUUCCACCCAGGACACAGUGGUGGCCCUCCAGGCUCUGGCUCUGUACUCCACCAAAAUGUUCAGCUCUGAUGGCUCCAGCACAGUAACUGUGAAGUCAGAUAAAGAGAGUCACCACUUUGAUGUGAACCAGGACAAUAAGUUACUGUACCAGGAGAGGCCACUGCAGGAUGUUCCUGGCAAAUACAGCAUUUCAGUGAAAGGCUCCACCUGCGUGUCUCUGCAGGUGGCUCUUUUCUAUAAUAUCCCCACAAGUAGUGAACCCAGAACACUGAGCAUCGAGGCUAAAACUGAUGGAAAUUGCACAAAAUCAUUUGGAUACACUCUGUCCAUCAACUUCACAGUCACUUAUAAUGGGGAAUUAAGCAGCACCAACAUGGUCAUAGUGGAUAUAAAAAUCUUGUCAGGAUUCACAGCAGAUCCCAGUGAUCUAAGAAACAGCCCACUUGUGGAACGGGUCGAUUCCAAAGAUGACCAUGUUUUCAUGUUUAUAAGAAAGGUUCCAAGGAAUUCUCCUAUGAAUUAUCAGCUACAUCUUAAACAGGUCCUUCCAGUCAAGAACCUCAAACCAGCUGUGAUCAAAGUUUAUGAUUACUACCAAACAAGUGACCAGUCUGAGACAGAGUACUCCUCCCCCUGUGUGUGAGCUCUCAGAUCUGCAGCCUCACAGUACGAGACACAGAGAAGACUUGGUCCCUCGUUUUAUCCUGAUUUUAUCUUAACUUUAAUCAGAUGUUUGUUUUCUUUUACUCUGAAAUAAAUAUGAUUUUCAAGCAA